This is a messenger RNA of Megachile rotundata (alfalfa leafcutting bee), 1199 nucleotides long. RefSeq lists its product as uncharacterized. Gene Ontology annotation, biological process: regulation of DNA-templated transcription. Gene Ontology annotation, molecular function: sequence-specific DNA binding; DNA-binding transcription factor activity. The record is from RefSeq and is a predicted model, not a curated record. NCBI's taxonomy places the organism in Eukaryota, Metazoa, Arthropoda, Insecta, Hymenoptera, Megachilidae.
AAAAAUUUAACUAACCCUAAAUAUUCCAUAAAUAAAUCAAUCCCAUACAAAAUAAAAAAUAAUUAAAAUACCGUUCCGAAAACGAGGAAUAUUGUUGCUGUGAUACGACAGUUUUUUGUUCGCGAAAGACGCGAUCUUGCAGUGUCCAUUUUUGACCCGCGUUCUAUCCGAAUAAACGGAGAUGUACGACGAUUGUAUAUUUCUGUCGCUGCGAUUUCCGCAGAAAUUAUGGCGGAUCGUGAACGAAUGCAAGAGCGGUGCCAUCCGGUGGAGUUUGAGCGGCAACACUAUACUCCUCGACUACAAGAAGUUUCAGGAACAAUAUUUGGACGCGGGCAACUCCAUCUUCAAGACGAAGAACAUCACCAGCUUCAUCAGACAGUUGAACCUUUAUGGCUUCCGGAAGGUUACCUCGCACAACCGGGAUCCCAUUUGCAACUCCCAUAAUCCGGACGUGCACGAGUUUCUGCACGAGAACUUCCGGACAGGAAGACCCGAUCUCCUGUCUAGGGUCUACAGGAAAACGGCUGGAAAGGUGAAACACUGUCAUCGUGUUAAUUCGAAAAACACCACCGAAGAAUUUUUGAAUAAGGACUCUGAUCACGUGUCGCGUUUGCAUAUGUGUCGGUUGGCAUUAACAAAAACCUUAGAACAGAUAUCGCGGGAAUAUCAGAAAACGCAAAACCAUGAAACCAAAGACAAACAUUCCUUGAACUCCUUAAACUCCCAUGAAAAAGGUAUUAUAACUUAAUUUGUAACAUAUUAUGAUUCUAAUUAUGAAAGAAGUACAAUAAAUUGCUCUGAUUUUGGCACUGUACUAAUCAAUGGCAUAUCCAAUUUUAGUAAAAAUUGAUUUUUUUUUGCAAUUAAUAAAUUACAAAAAUUUCAGUAUUCAGCCUUAACUUAUAUGCUACGCAAGCCCAUGAAUCAAACAUGAAUUGGAUUACAAGAAAUUCGGUGUCAAUUUCUUCAAAAAAGGAUAAUUCGAUGAACCGACGAUUCAUUCCCAGUGUUUACGUAAAAUGGACAGAUUUCUCGAAAAAUAACUGAAUGCCUAUGAAACUUUGUAUGAUUCAAGUUUUCUGUAUUAUCAGUAUCAUAGUAUUUAACUUAGAAUAAUUUACUGUGCAUAAUUUAGAUUAGUAAUAUUACUGUACUCAUAAAAUACAUACUAAAAAAUAUAUAACAUGCAUAUAGAA